This is a messenger RNA of Zootermopsis nevadensis, 1164 nucleotides long. The record is from RefSeq and is a predicted model, not a curated record. NCBI's taxonomy places the organism in Eukaryota, Metazoa, Arthropoda, Insecta, Blattodea, Termopsidae.
UUCUGAAUUCGUGUCUUAAUUGCGUUUAUAAUUUCAGAUAUGCACUUGUCAGAGAACAGAGGCACCACGGUGCAGGAGUUCUACCGGGGCGCCAAUGUUCUGAUCACGGGUGGAACGGGCUUCAUGGGCAAAGUUCUCGUGGAAAAACUGCUCCGGUCCUGCCCACAUCUCAGCAGCAUCUACCUGCUGGUCCGAAGCAAGAAAGGCAAGGACGUGAUAGUUCAUGUAUCCACCGUGUUCAGUCACUGCAACCGCCCAUCCAUCGACGAAGAAUUCUACGACCCGCCCACCACUGUCGAGAGGAUUGUUCAGUUAGUCGAAAUUCUCGACGAUAAUAAUUUGGCCACCAUUACUCCUAAGCUUUUGGGUGCCUGGCCGAACACGUACACUUACACCAAAGCAAUAGCUGAAGAUAUAGUGAGAACUGUCGGCAAGGAUCUUCCUGUCGGAGUGUUCAGACCAUCCAUCGUCUACUGUACGAGAAGGGAGACUUUGCCAGGGUGGACUGACAACCUGUAUGGACCGACAGGAAUAGUAGUGGGCGUGGUUCUUGGGUGGAUUCGCACCAUAUACUCCAACGGAAAACUUGUUGGGGACAUAGUGCCCUGUGACAUGGCAGUUAAUGCUCUCGUGACUUCUGCCUGGCAUAUUCAUGAGCAGCGAAGCAGGUCUGGCACUGGAGCUAUUCCUGUAUACAACUACGUGUCGUCUUGUGAGAAUCCAAUUACCUGGGGCGACUUUAUUAACAAGAACAUUAAGCACAGCUGGCAGGUACCAUUUGAUAAUGCAGUGUGGAUGGUUAAUCUCACCUUGAUACAUGUGCACGUCUUGUACAAAUUGUAUGCAUUGCUGAUUCACCUUCUUCCAGCACUAGUGGGAGACACUGCAUUGCUUGCCAUUGGACAAAAGCCCAGGUACACCAAAUUGUAUGUUUACAAGAAAAUACACAAGUUAUUAGAUACCACUUCAUACUUCCGCAAUCGACAGUGGACGUUUUCUAACCAGAACAUGAUUCAUAUGUGGAACAAUCUCAGUGAAGACGACCGAGAGAUUUUUGACUUCAACAUCAGUGACCUCAAUUGAAAUCUGUACUUGAGGCAGGGUCUCAUGGGAGUUCGUACAUUUGUGCUCAAGGAUGACCCAAAGAAACUCCCACAAGCUAUU